Messenger RNA from Argentina anserina (silverweed cinquefoil), 3649 nucleotides. RefSeq lists its product as uncharacterized. NCBI's taxonomy places the organism in Eukaryota, Viridiplantae, Streptophyta, Magnoliopsida, Rosales, Rosaceae. Gene Ontology annotation, cellular component: beta-galactosidase complex. The transcript is spliced from 18 exons. Gene Ontology annotation, molecular function: carbohydrate binding; beta-galactosidase activity. Gene Ontology annotation, biological process: lactose catabolic process. The record is from RefSeq and is a predicted model, not a curated record. The coding region runs from base 96 to 3434 and encodes 1112 amino acids.
GUUUUGGAUAUCAAACGAAUUUGUUGGAGGAUAUACUCCAAUCCACUUUUCUGCGGAAAACACCAGUUGAAGUCCAAGUAGAUAGAUAUAAAGGCAUGGCUUCAUCUAUGAUGGGUCAACUGGUUUCUCCAUUGGAGACCGGACAUCAUGUGUGGGAGGAUCAAUCUUUCAUCAAGUGGAACAAGAGAGAUGCGCAUGUCCCUUUACGCUGCCAUGAAUCAAUCGAAGGAUCUCUUAAAUACUGGUAUGAACGCAACAAAGUAAAUUUUAUGCUAUCCAACUCUGCACCAUGGAAUGAUGAUGCUGUUCCUGAAGCUCUUAAGAGUGCAGCUCUUUGGAUCAAGGACUUGCCUUUUGUGGAGUCUUUGUCUGGUUAUUGGAAAUUCUACUUGGCUUCAACUCCUGGAAAUGUUCCUUUGAAUUUUUACCACACUGCGUUUCAGGAUUCUGGGUGGGAAACUUUGCAAGUUCCUUCAAAUUGGCAGAUGCACGGAUUCGAUCGGCCUAUAUAUACAAAUGUUGUGUAUCCUUUUCCACUUGAUCCACCUUUUGUUCCUGUGGACAACCCUACGGGCUGCUACAGGACCGAAUUUGUCAUCCCUGAAGAAUGGAAGGGUCGUAGAAUUUUGUUGCACUUUGAAGCUGUUGAUUCUGCCUUUUGUGCAUGGAUAAAUGGAGUCCCUGUGGGAUAUAGUCAGGACAGUCGACUUCCGGCAGAAUUCGAAAUCACUGAUUAUUGCUAUCCUUGUGGUUCGGACAAGAAAAAUGUACUAGCCGUUCAAGUAUUGAGAUGGAGUGAUGGCUCUUACCUUGAAGAUCAAGAUCAUUGGUGGUUAUCUGGCAUUCAUCGUGAUGUGCUUCUUCUUUCCAAACCACAGGUCUAUAUCACAGACUAUUUCUUCAAAUCAAAUCUGGCUGAGGAUUUCUCUUAUGCAGACCUACAGGUUGAAGUGAAAAUAGAUAACUCCCGAGAAACAUCUAAAGACAAUUUUCUCGAUAAUUUCACUAUAGAAGCUGCUUUAUUUGACAGUGGGAGCUGGUACAGCAGUGGUGGAUCUGCUGAUCUGCUCUCAUCAAAUGUUGCUAAUCUAAAGCUUGGCCCCUCACCCAGCACAACUCUAGGAUUUCAUGAUUACUCGCUAGUAGGGAGACUGGAAGUGCCAAGGCUUUGGUCUGCAGAGCAGCCGAACCUGUACACUCUUGUUGUGACUUUGAAAGAUAAAUCUGGAAACAUUGUGGACUGUGAAUCGUGCCUGGUAGGCAUACGACAAGUAUCAAAAGCCCAUAAGCAGCUGCUUGUUAAUGGGCAUCCGAUAAUAAUAAGGGGUGUGAACAGGCAUGAACAUCAUCCACGUCUGGGGAAGACAAACAUUGAAUCGUGCAUGGUUAAGGAUUUGGUUUUAAUGAAGCAAUUCAAUAUCAAUGCUGUAAGAAACAGCCAUUAUCCCCAACAUCCUCGAUGGUAUGAGCUCUGCGACAUGUUUGGAAUGUACAUGAUAGAUGAAGCCAAUAUUGAAGCCCAUGGUUUUGAUUAUUCUGGACAUGUUAAGCAUCCGACGUUGGAGCCCAGUUGGGCAACUGCAAUGUUAGACCGUGUGAUAGGCAUGGUUGAGAGGGACAAAAAUCAUGCGUGCAUUAUUUCUUGGUCGUUGGGAAAUGAGUCUGGAUAUGGACCUAAUCAUUCUGCUUUAGCUGGUUGGGUUCGUGGAAAGGAUUCUUCACGGCUGUUACAUUAUGAAGGGGGAGGAUCCAGAACCCCGUCUACAGAUAUUGUAUGCCCUAUGUAUAUGCGUGUUUGGGACAUUGUGAAGAUCGCGAAAGAUCCUAAUGAAACACGUCCUUUAAUACUGUGCGAGUAUUCGCAUGCAAUGGGUAAUAGCAAUGGGAAUAUACAUGAGUAUUGGGAAGCAAUUGAUGGCACAUUCGGUCUCCAGGGAGGCUUUAUAUGGGAUUGGGUUGAUCAGGGCUUAUUGAAAGAUAGUGCGGAUGGUACUAAACACUGGGCAUAUGGGGGUGACUUUGGUGAUGUUCCAAAUGAUUUGAACUUCUGUUUGAAUGGUCUUGUGUGGCCCGAUCGAACUCCGCAUCCUGCAAUGCAUGAAGUGAAGUAUGUGUACCAGCCAAUCAAGAUUUCAUUUAGUGAAGGAACACUAAAGAUAUCAAAUACUCACUUUUAUGAAACAACAAAAGCAUUGGAAUUCUGCUGGGCUGCUCAUGGAGAUGGAUGUGAACUUGGAUCUGGUUAUUUAUCCCUUCCUUUGAUUGAACCUCAGAAGACUUUCGAUAUUGAGUUGCAGUCAGCUCCAUGGCAUACUUUAUGGGCUUCAUCAUCGGAAGAUGAGUUUUUCUUAACAAUUAGUGCUAAGCUUUUGCAUUCCACAUGCUGGGUUGAAGCUGGUCAUGUCAUCUCAUCCACACAAGUCCAGUUGCCUGCGAAAAGAGAAUUUGUUCCUCAUGUCAUCAAGACUAAGGAUGCUACAUUCAUUGGGGAGGUUCUCGGAGAUACACUUAAAGUCGGCCAACAGGAUGCCUGGGAGAUAAAACUGAAUGUUAAAAUGGGAACAGUGGAAAGCUGGAAGGUUGAAGGAGUUCCUUUGAUGACAAAAGGCAUAUUUCCAUGCUUCUGGCGAGCACCCACAGAUAAUGACAAAGGCGGAGGUGCCAGUAGCUAUACGUCCAGGUGGCAAGCUGCUCAUAUUGAUAACCUCCAUUACAUUACCAAGAGCUGUUCUGUGGAGAAUAUGACUGACAAUCUAGUGAAAGUAGCUGUUGUCUUUCUGGGUAUUCCAAACAGUGGGGAAGGUUCUGGAAUGAAAGACACAAAUGCCUUGAUUGAAAUUGAUGUGAUUUACACGAUCUACAGUUCAGGGGAUGUUGUUAUUGAAUGCAAUGUAAGACCAAAUUCGAAUCUUCCGCCGCUGCCACGUGUGGGAGUUGAGUUCCACUUGGACAAGGCAAUGGAGCAGGUUAAAUGGUACGGAAGGGGACCAUUUGAAUGUUAUCCAGACAGAAAAGCAGCUGCUCAUGUUGGAGUCUAUGAGCAGAAAGUGAGUGACCUGCAUGUCCCUUAUAUAGUUCCUGGGGAAUGUUCAGGUAGGGCAGACGUUAGAUGGGUGACAUUUCAAAACAAGGAUGGUUUGGGAAUCUAUGCUUCAAUAUAUGGCAGCUCGCCGCCCAUGCAAAUGAAUGCAAGUUUCUACACCACAGCUGAGCUGGAUCGAGCAACUCACAAUGAAGAUCUUAUCAGAGGAGAUGACAUAGAGGUUCAUCUUGAUCACAAGCACAUGGGGCUGGCUGGGGAUGAUAGUUGGUCUCCAUGUGUCCAUGACAAGUAUCUGGUUCCUGCUGUUCCAAGUUCAUUCUCGAUUAGGCUCUCUCCAAUAACCCCUGCAACCUCGGGCCAUAAUAUCUACAAAUCUCAACUUCAACUAUAGUUAUUUCAAGGGCUUUAGGGGAUUUUAUACAUAUUGAACCAUGUUGCUAUGAAAUAUGUUGUAAACCUUUCAGUAUAUGUUUGCUUAUUUUAAUUAGACGAAAUGAUCAUUGUACUAAACUUUCAUUUAUCAUUGCAAUAGACAGCAAUUUCUCCUUAAUAAACAUAGCAACUAUUUUUAUUGACCAUAAAUAAGCAGUUUCUCUCCCCUCUGCG